Ictalurus punctatus (channel catfish) is the source of this 814-nucleotide messenger RNA. It is a transcript of the gene pth1b, whose product is annotated as parathyroid hormone 1b. Gene Ontology annotation, biological process: intracellular calcium ion homeostasis. The transcript is spliced from 3 exons. The record is from RefSeq and is a predicted model, not a curated record. Lineage: Eukaryota; Metazoa; Chordata; Actinopteri; Siluriformes; Ictaluridae. Gene Ontology annotation, cellular component: extracellular region. The coding region runs from base 77 to 436 and encodes 119 amino acids. Gene Ontology annotation, molecular function: hormone activity.
CGGGAUUGCUCAUCAAUGACCAAGGGGAGGGGCUUGGGAAUAAAAAGAAAAGACACCAGCACCGACCACAACUGAAAUGGUGACCGACACAUGGGGCUUCGUUGGAAAUUGCAACAGCAAAUCACAGUUUUCCAAUAAAAUAUUUCCAGUACAUACAAUGGAUAAAGCUAUUUUAAUUAUUUUGUUCUGGAGUCUUUGCAGUCUAGUACAUUUGGAAGGACUACCAAUCAGUAAGAGGUCCAUCAGUGAAGUCCAGCUGAUGCACAAUGUUGGAGAACACAAGCAAACAGUGGAAAGACAGGACUGGCUUCAAGUAAAGCUGAAGACUGUAAUCAUACCCAGUAUCAAUGACUCACAGAAAGGACAAAAGGGGAAAACCAGGAAUCUUUCUUCAGUUUUCCAAGCCUGGAACAGUCCAGUGCAGAUAUCAAUUUAACAGUGGGAACUGCUUCUGUUUUGUCUUACCUUCAUUUAAAAAAAAAAAAAAGGAAAAAAAAGUGUAUUAUGUUUUAAUGCCACAGAGAUCAGUCAAAUUUUCCUGUCUCUGUGUUAAGUCUUUAUUGAUUAAGUGCACUAAUUUGCCAUUUGUUUUAUUUAUUAUUUUGUAGUAAUUUAUUUAAUUGUUUCAGUGACAUAAAUUCAACUUUGAAAACGUUUGACUAGUUGUACAAAUUAGUUUAAAUGUAAAGAGGACAAGGACAAGGAAGGACACAGGUUCUUCUGUAUGCCUUCUAUUAGAAUAUUUAAUUUAAGUAUUUUUUAUGUCGUUUUAUUAUGCAAUGUUGACGUAGCCCAAAUAAAAACGUUUUUUUUU